Klebsormidium nitens is the source of this 1100-nucleotide messenger RNA. Lineage: Eukaryota; Viridiplantae; Streptophyta; Klebsormidiophyceae; Klebsormidiales; Klebsormidiaceae. The record is from the annotation of a GenBank genome assembly.
AUAGUGUCAAACCGUAGGCGACCUCACACAGAGAUACCAAGUAAUAACUUAAAUAAAGAAAAAAAUCUUAACCGAAGUCCCAAUGCAAGGUUCAUGCAAAGAUUCCCCCAGCAUUGGCCAUUCGCACUGGCAGCUAUUGUAGAACGGGCUGGCAUACCAUUUGUGAUGGGCGGUGGGCGUGCGACCAUGCCACCAUCUUGUCGCGGGGCCUGGUGUUACUUGCUUCUUUCUCUCUCUUUUCUGGGUCUCUGCAUCGCCAUCCACUCACCAUAUGGGAAGGGGGUCCGUUUAGAUGAUGUUCAGGCUCUCACCCUCCAGAGAGGCAAGACGACGACAUCCAGAAGGGCUCAAUCCACUCCCCAGUUGACCUGUUUGGGUGGUCCCUGCGAGUUCGAGCCUGAGACUGUGCAUUGUGAGAAUGUGGGGAGCGAUGGGAUGGAGGUCCAGUGGAAGUGUGAGGCGGACUUGCCGAAAGACAUCAAGUUUGCAGGCACACAGGUGACCUGCGAGGGCUAUGCUCAUCCUGACGAUGAGCGCGUCCUUGAAGGGAGCUGCGCCCUCGAGUACUCCCUGAGAAGAGUUGGAGGUGGAGGCUGGCUAAGCUGGGACUCCUUUGGCGGGGACUAUUACGGCGCUGGCAACAGUGGGAGCUCUGAACCGCGGCGAACGAGUGCCUGGGCCGGCGUAGCGCAGUUGAUAACCCUCGUCCUCGUCAUUUACUGUGGAUACCACUUGGGGAGAGCCUGCCGGCAAGGCCGAUUUCGCCCUCGCCCUCACGAAGCUUGACCUGGCCACUAGGCAUCUACCGGCUGGAAUCCGCACCUUCAGGUAGUGCCAAUAAAAGCCCCUUCGCAAUUUUCGUGGCCCCUGGUAUAUCUGCAAGCGAAUGGAGCUGAGAUCUAGAAGGCGGAGUUAUGUAACCAGCUCCUCUGACAUUCAUAAAGUAAGAGGAACAGUCAACGCAGGACUGCAAACUGCUUGCAGCGCAGCGUUUUGCGGUAAUCUUUGCAUAGAAGCAUUGCGGCGGCAGCUGAUCACCAGGUUGCCCAAGCUGAUCACCAGGUUGCCCAAGCUGAUUGCGCCCGCGAGUUUGCCGCAUG